Messenger RNA from Aureococcus anophagefferens, 1503 nucleotides. RefSeq lists its product as hypothetical. The record is from RefSeq and is a predicted model, not a curated record. Bases 1 to 1503 code for a protein of 500 amino acids. Lineage: Eukaryota; Pelagophyceae; Pelagomonadales; Pelagomonadaceae. The transcript is spliced from 2 exons. Gene Ontology annotation, molecular function: oxidoreductase activity.
AUGGCCGUCGAGGCCGUGGACUGGACCGUGGCGCAGACGACGAACAUCGCGGAGCACAAGGGGGCGCAGCGCGUGCGCACGUCCCACGUCGGGGGCCGGGGCAUGGUCUUCACGCCGCUCCACCUGGGAAACUACGACGUGUCCGCCUUGGUGAACCUCACGGGCGGCGUGCGGACGACGGUGUCUCGGACGCUCGUCUCCCGCUACGUGCGCCGGUCCAUCCGGGCCAUGAGCGGCGCGAACCGCGACAAGUUCUUCGCGGCGGCCCACGUCCUGGCGACGACGGACUACUCCGUCGGCUUAGCGCUCUACGGCGACGACUUCAACACGAUCACGAACUUCACGAAGAUCCACCUCAACAACGCGGGCACGCGCAACACGGACCACUUGCACGAUGGGCUGGGCUUCCUGACGCAGCACGCGGCCAUGACCAUGGCCUUCGAGCGGUCCCUCCGGUCCGUCGACGCGGCGAUCUCGGUGCCCUACUGGGACUUCACCUACGACGCGGAGUCCUUUCUAACGGGCUCGAACUUCACGACGAACGACCCGGCGCUGCUGUGGACGCUCGAUGUCUGGGGCGAGGACUGGUUCGGCAACGCGUCCGGCUCGAAGUACCACACGAUCGAGACGGGCCGCUGGGCCUGGCAGAAGGUCGCGGUCGUCGACCACGAGGACCCGGCGAUCCACAACGCCUACGGCCUCCUGCGCGCGCCCUGGAACACGAACAAGUCGCCCUUCCUGACGCGGGCCCACAGCAUGUGCGCCCACGAGACGUUCUCGCUCACGGACUGGCCGAGUUGCGAGGAGCACUACACGCUGGCCUUCGCGUACGCCUCCUGGUACGAGUGGGGCUGGGCCGUCCAGUACUCGCCCCACGGCGCCGUCCACAAGAUGGUCGGCGGCUACGUGAACUGCGGGGAUCUGGUGGAGCGCGCCAAGGGGUUCCUGCCGCCGUCGGCCGUGGGGCAAUUCGCCGAGUCGCUGGUCGAGAUCCCCAAGAACCUGUGGCGCUCCUACCUCGUCGAGUACCCGGACUACUGCUCCGAGGACACGCCCCAGGACCAGUGCCACGUCCAGUGCGACUACUCGGCGGGCAAGAUCGGCAAGGACGAGUGGACGGCCGCGGCCUACGAGGGCGACAACCCCCAGUGGAUCCGCAACCUGAGCCACAAGGAGUGGAACGACUUCUACGAGCUCUACUGCGACACGCCCAUGGCGCCGGGCGAGCAGCUCGAGUCCGCGUCGCCCGCCGACAUCUCGUUCUGGCCCAUCCACCCGACGCUCGAGCGGCUCCUCAUCUACACGCGGCUCGUGCACAAGUUCUCCGACGCCCUCGACUACGUCUACGACAACUUCGAGUGGUCCCACUGCGACGACACGCCCUUCGCCUUCCCGAAGCUCGACGACGCGCAGUCCAUCUCGGAGACGGCGAAGAGCGUCCAGCCCCGCACGCACAAGCCGCGGGCCCGCAAACUCGCGCGCAAACCCGCGGCCCAGCCCUAG